AUGCUUCAACUAUUUCUAAUUAUUGUUGGAUUUGCCCAAGCUUCAUCGGAUUUUGACAAUGCUAGAGUUAUUGGUUUACCGCAAAUCCAAUGUUCUCAAAAGUCUAUAUCGCUUAACUUUGAAACUAAUAUACCAUUUCAAGGAAGAAUAUCUGUUCUGAAAAAAUUAUAUAUACCAGAAUGUAAUCAGGACUACAGUUCUAAUAUUUCGAAGAACGCCACCUUUUAUUUAGAUAUUACAAAAUGUGCUGAUGUAACAUUCUUAAAGAAUGGUUCACGUAUUCUAAAAGCUCACGUGGAAAUUGGAUUCCAUCCAUUAGUUAUCACAAAUAACGAUCGCAUAUUUUCGGUCGAGUGCACGGAUCCAACUACAAGCCAAGUGGUGAAUGUGGCAUCGUCUACAGCAAAUUGCACACACUUGGUACGGAUGGCGUCACGCUGGGAGAGUACUACAGAGUUCCAUGUCGGUGACGCAAUAGUGCACGAAUGGAACUGUCGUUUGCCAAAUAAAGAGCUUGGUAAAACCCAGACUUUCAUAACAAAUUGCAAUGCGUUAUCGCAAAAUGGUCAAGUGAUACAUUUGAUCGACGAAAAUGGGUGCAUUAUUGACUCGGAGUUGAUGGGAGAAGUAGUUUACAGUAAAUAUAUGCCGAAAUUGUACGCAAGAGCCAAAAUUUUCAAACUUCCAACAGAUGAUAAAUAUCGUAUCGAAUGCACCGUAGAAUUCUGUCAUCGAGAUUCGCCUUGUAAAGAACGAUCAUUUCCACCAAAAUGUGCAUUUACCAAAGAAGAAAUUAUUCGAAGAUUUUCCUCUCCUAACAAUGACAUUGAACAAAUGAAUGGAAUGAUUCCGGGAAAUACUAACAUUGGCUAUGAUCAGAAAAUAAAAAUAAGUACAGCAUGGUUAACAGUUAAAUAUAACCAAUACACGUCAAUAGAAUCUCUCCAUGAACGAUAUCGACUAAAAACUACAAUGAAUCCGACAUUUGUUGCGGAAAAGCUAACGACUCCUUCUAAUCAUCAUUUCCUAAUGGGAAUUUCGUAUAGAGAGCCACAGUCUCAAAGGCUAGAGGAAGAAAAACGAAAAAUCGAUGCAAACCGAAUUGAAGCCGCAAGAAUUUUGCAUCCCAGCGGUUUUAAACCUGUUUUAGGACCAGCAAUUGAUUCUGACGAAGAUUUCAUUGAGUCGAUUACCAUAGGUAGUAACAAUGUUGGAACGUUUGAAAAACUUAAUAUUGCAAAACAUCUGGAUUAUAAGCUAUUUUCAAAUCCGACAUCAACUUUAUAUCCGAUUAAGCCAUAUACGUCAACAACGGUAAAGGUGGAAACUAUUCCAACUCCAGGAGUUUCAACUACCAUUUCUCCGACGGAUAUUACAAUACAAAAAACAACGAAACAGGUAAUAAAUGCUGAAAUGGGUCACCGUGAAAAAAUCAACGGAGCCGAAACAGUACACCAGGAGGAGAACGUAACCAAUAUUAUUACAUCAACAAAUAGUUCCCUCGUCAAAUUCCCGUCAACAAAGUAUCCACGUCCGGCCCAAUUGAAAUUCUAUACAGAUGUCUCAACAAAAAAACUGACGCCAACUACGCCCUACACCGUCAAGGGAUCAACCGUGCCGCCAAGACCGAAAAUAGAAAAUGUAUUGAAAAACAUGAAUGCGAUAAAAACGCAACAGCAUUCUUCAAGAAAAACUUACGAGAAGUUUAUAAGCAACAACGCUGACUGGAGAUUGGAUGAUCGUGGAAUUAACGACAGCGACAUUUUCCCUGAAAAACAAUCCUCUGCAGCAUGCUCGAAUGCGACAAUUAUUUCGACUCAACAAGCUUGCAAGUGGUCAGGAAUUGAGCACCUACUCUUGAUUUGGUCCUUUGCUUCUUUAAUCGUUUGGAUGAUAAUGAUUGCUGUUUGCCUCUAUAGGCAUUCAAAUAGGAAACCUGGAUGGAUGGCUUUUCGAGAACAAGAACUUCGCCGAGCUACUCAAUCACGUGUACUAAGUCAAGAUCAUCCUUGGAUACAUUCCGACGCCUUUGAAGAGCGUGUUCGUAGCAAAAACGAAAUUGAGAUCAAUAAAUUUUAA
Molecule: messenger RNA, 2079 nt
Organism: Caenorhabditis bovis
Lineage: Eukaryota; Metazoa; Nematoda; Chromadorea; Rhabditida; Rhabditidae
Source: the annotation of a GenBank genome assembly